AAGGGGUUCGAAUCAUGAGUUGUCUUGGUGACCAGUCUGCUGCAUUGGUAGGUCAUGAAGCAUUUGAGCCCGGCAUGGCUAAAAAUACUUACGGAACCGGUUGCUUUUUGCUUUACAACGUUGGUGAAAAGCCAGUUAUCUCCUCUCAUGGGCUUCUCGCAACCGUGGGAUAUCAGUUGGGCGCGAACUCAAAGCCGGUAUAUGCCUUGGAAGGUAGCAUAGCCGUUGCCGGGAGCGGCGUCAACUUUCUUAUGAAUAACUUGGGCUUUUUCCGAGAUGCCAGGAGGGUCGAUGACGAGGCUUCCAGUGUACAAGAUAAUGGUGGCUGCGUCUUCGUUACUGCAUUCAGCGGUCUUUUCGCUCCUUAUUGGAUCGAUACCGCAAAAGGAACAAUAUGUAUGUUCAAGUUCCCUUUUUGCCCCCCCAAGUCAACGAAACAAAAAUGGACAACAGUGGAAGAAGAAAAAAACUGUCAUACUAACAGUAUCCCGACUAGUUGGUAUCACACAGCAUACUAAGAAGGGUCAUAUCGCCCGAGCAACUUUAGAAGCAGUGUGUUUUCAAACCAAGGCCGUCUUGGAUGCUAUGGAACGUGAUAGCGGACAAAAGCUUGCUGAGCUGAGGGUGGACGGCGGCCUAAGUACUUCCAACGUCUGCAUGCAAUCACAAGCCGAUAUCAUUCGCAUACCUGUAAAACGCCCAGCAAUGCACGAAGUAACAGCGCUGGGAGCGGCAAUUGCCGCUGGGAUCGCCAUCAAGAUCUGGGAAGGCCCCAAAAACCUGGAAGGCCUCAAACAAUCAGACAAGACAGUGUUCGAACCAAGGCUCCCUGAAGAAGAAAGCAAUCGAAUUUAUAAAAAGUGGUCCAAGGCUGUCGAGAUGUCCCGAGGCUGGAUGGACAGCAGUGACUGACUGACAUGAUCUGCUUGGAAAAUCUUUUAUUUCCUUUUUCCUGGUCACGAUACCCACGGCAUCUCGUCAAUAUAUCAUUAUGGCACUUCUAGGUGCCAUUGGCUUCGUUUUCGUCUCACCUAUUUGACGAAGUUCAUGUCCAUUCACCCUUUCCUGAUGCUUUUCUUUCUUUUUUCCCCGCUUCCGUCGUUUUCCUCUCUUUCCUCGUUGGCCCUUUAAUGUCCGGAUGAAUUCCCUUUUUUUGUCAUCAACGCGUGCGUAGAUUGGUUUAUAAAGAUAUCGCUUCCUGUUGGCCGUAACUAAUUCCUCCACAUAGCCGGUUGCCCAGCUUUCGUUCCCCCUUUUGCUCAUGUGGGCUCUGGAAAACGGUUCGCUACUAACAUAAACAGUAUGGAGUAUGCUGUGGCAACUCAUCAUUCAACCACGACUGAGAAAGACUUCUGCGUCCCUCAAGAAAACCUUCUUUCUUCCUAUUCCCAACGUUCGCCUCCCGAUAUCGAUUGGUUCAACCACUCUUUACCACUUGCCGUGAAUGCGAGCUGUCUAAUUUCGAGCUGUCUUUCCAGCAUCACUAUCUGGCUAAUGACAUCGGACGCUAGAUUCCACUCCCCCUUAGUUACCGCUAGCUUGGCACCUGGCUGUUCCUAGUUGCCGAAUACAACUCUUACUCUUGCGGCCGGCCUGGGGAAGGAUCAUUCCAACCCUGAUGCAGAUAUGCAUAAAUACGUCGAGGAAAAUGUCUCGGAGUAUCCGAUUCGUUCUAUCGCGCAUCUCGUUUUUCUUCGGGCCCAGAUAUGCGCAUCUAACACGGCUCUUCCCGCGCAAUGCGGUCUGGAUUGCCAAUUUCGAGACUCUAGCAUCUCUUUGUGGAAUUGUUAAUAAUAAUACGAAACCUGGCCUUGCGAAAAUCAGCAGACAGGCAUUGUGUGCCGAGCCUUGCGACAUUGCCCCGAGAGAUAAUUCAUUGGGUGCAGGGACAUGCAUAUAGGUGGGAGUAAUAUAAACCUUGUUCUUCUUUACAUCUUUUUGGACUAAAUAAUUGUGGGAAGGCCGG
Messenger RNA from Trichophyton rubrum CBS 118892, 1966 nucleotides. RefSeq lists its product as uncharacterized. Gene Ontology annotation, biological process: glycerol metabolic process; glycerol-3-phosphate biosynthetic process; triglyceride metabolic process. The coding region runs from base 277 to 912 and encodes 211 amino acids. Lineage: Eukaryota; Fungi; Ascomycota; Eurotiomycetes; Onygenales; Arthrodermataceae. Gene Ontology annotation, molecular function: glycerol kinase activity. The record is from RefSeq and is a predicted model, not a curated record. Gene Ontology annotation, cellular component: mitochondrion. The transcript has 2 exons.